AUGGUCAACAAGUUGGCGCAACUAUAUGGUGACCCUAUUGUGCUCGAUCCGCCUGGCGAUGGCAAAGAAGUGCUAAGUCGUUUCCCUGAAUUAGGCUAUGCUUUUCCCGUUUUAUCACAGUUGAGCUGCGUACAAAAGGAUCAACUUGAGAAAGUGCUUCGAGAACAUCUCUUCGGAUAUAGGGCUAAAAGUAUAAGCGGAACAGUCACACAACUAAGUGAAAUGUCCAGUACGUGUCUCGUGGAAUUGCAACAUUUGCCAACCGACGAAAUUCGAAAAUUUCUUCUGAAUUUUGCAGGAGUUGGCCCGAAGGUUGCUGAAUGUGUGGCACUCAUGUCUCUCAAACAACACCAAUGCGUUCCAAUUGAUCGGCAUGUCUUUGAAGUAAUGGAAUUCUAUGAAGACAAAUUCGGCACGUAUGCUGGUUGGGCUCAAGCGGUGCUGUUCAAUCAACAGCUGGAAAAGUUUGUUCGUGCACCACCAAAGGAAACUAUGGUGAAGGUCGCUAAUAAUGGCAAAAUAACUAAGAAUGUUUCGGUCAAGUCGAAGCGAGAAGUCGCCUUAGUAUUCGAGGCAGAAGUCGCGCUGAAGGCGUAG
Ostertagia ostertagi is the source of this 597-nucleotide messenger RNA. The record is from the annotation of a GenBank genome assembly. NCBI's taxonomy places the organism in Eukaryota, Metazoa, Nematoda, Chromadorea, Rhabditida, Trichostrongylidae.